AUGUCCACCUGUGUGAUCCAAGAAUCGCUUGAUGCAAGUCUCAUCACGCUCGAGGCCUUGCCUCGCCAGCGUUCAAAUGAAGGAUCAACCUCGAGCCAGCCCAAUGAGUUCCCGGUGUUGGAGAAGUGGAACCAGAAUCGUCUGAAUAUAUAUCGAACGCUUGCAACAUUCUGGUGUUUUCUGGUGAUGGGAGCCAAUGAUGCUGCUUAUGGUGCCCUGAUCCCAUAUCUGGAAUCAUACUAUCACCUAUCCUAUACAAUAGUGUCUCUCGUUUUCUUGUCGCCUCUGGUAGGCUACACCAUCGCUGCUUUUCUCAAUCAGCGCAUUCACAACACCUUUGGACAGCGUGGUGUGGCACUGCUCGGGUCAGGGUGCCAUCUCAUCGCCUAUGUGAUCAACUGUGUUCAUCCGCCAUAUCCAGUGCUCGUUGUCUCGUUUAUCUUUGCAGGAUUGGGCAAUGGGGUUGAAGAUGCAGCCUGGAAUGCAUGGAUUGGUAACAUGGCCAAUGCAAACGAGGUACUCGGAUUUCUGCAUGGAAUCUACGGAGUCGGGGCAGUCAUCAGUCCUUUAAUCGCAACCUCGAUGAUCGCAAAAGGUGGUUUGCCGUGGUAUUACUUCUAUUAUGUCAUGGUUGGGUGUGCGGCCAUCGAGAUUGUGGUGUCCACUACCUGCUUCUGGAAAUCAAAUGCCGCCGAAUUCCGUGCAGCGAACAGACAAUCGGUUGAGGAGAAUAGAAAAGGGGGACUCCGGGACGCACUCUUCAAACGUCCAGCAGCCCGGAUCACAUGGCUUUGUGCCUUGUUCUUGCUGGGCUAUGUUGGAGUUGAGGUCGCCCUCGGAGGGUGGAUUGUCACCUUCAUGAUCCGAGUCAGACAAGGCGGUGCUUUUGCCAGCGGCAUGACCGCCACCGGGUUCUGGCUCGGCAUCACAGUCGGGCGCGUGAUUCUGGGGUUCGUGACACCCCGGGUGGGUGAGAAGAUUGCCAUCUCAGGAUACAUUGUCUGUUCGAUGGCCUUUGGUCUCGUUCUGUGGCUCGUGCCCCAGUUCUAUGCCUCGGCCGUGGCAGUCGCGUUCCAGGGAUUCUUCUUGGGGCCUCUCUUCCCAGGGGCUAUCGUGAUGGUCACCAAGCUUCUGCCCAGACAUCUGCACGUCACAUCGAUCGGGUUUGUGGCCGCGUUUGGAGGCAGUGGAGCUGCGAUCCUCCCUUUUGCGGUGGGUGUCCUGGCACAGGCCAAAGGAGUCAAGGUGCUGCAGCCGUUCAUCAUUGCCCUGUCAGGUGCCAUCCUCAUUACGUGGCUGGGAUUGCCGCGGGUGAAGUUCAGCAGCGAGUAA
This is a messenger RNA of Penicillium antarcticum, 1332 nucleotides long. RefSeq lists its product as uncharacterized. Gene Ontology annotation, cellular component: membrane. Gene Ontology annotation, biological process: transmembrane transport. The coding region runs from base 1 to 1332 and encodes 443 amino acids. The transcript has 5 exons. The record is from RefSeq and is a predicted model, not a curated record. NCBI's taxonomy places the organism in Eukaryota, Fungi, Ascomycota, Eurotiomycetes, Eurotiales, Aspergillaceae. Gene Ontology annotation, molecular function: transmembrane transporter activity.